AUGGAGAUUGUCUUCGAGUACAUGCGGAAGCGCAGCGAGUUCGGGCGACCAUGCAACUUCUCCGACUGGCCGGCCCAGGUCACCCUGGACAUCCCCCCCGACCCCAGCCUGGCCAGCGACUUCAUCCUGAGGAGCCCCGUGGACAGCAGCGUCCAGCACACCAGCGAGAUGGCGGCACACGAGGUCAACACGGAGAGGAUGGAGGUGGAAUCCCGCGGUAUCAACCACGUGGAGGGCGGCUGGCCCAAGGACAUCAACCCCCAGGAGAAGGAGCACACCGCACGUUUCCGGAAAAAAGUGGAGAAAGAGGAAAACUACGUCAACACCAUCGAGCACCUCAGCACCCUGAUGGAGCACUACGUCAGGCAGAACAACACCAUCAACAUCUACGAGGAGUACUUUGAGGAGGAAGAGAUGGUGGAGCUGGAGGAUGAGUCCCCCUGUGCAAAAACCAUCAACAUCCUCAGGGAUCCAAAUGUAAUCAAGAGGAUGGCCACACACAUCUCCUGGAACCCCAACAUCUCCGAGAAACUGGCCGUGGCUUAUUCCAACCUCCAGUUCCAGCACAGCACGAGGAACAUGAGCUUUGACUCCUACAUCUGGGAUCUUGAAAAUCCCAACAACCCAGAGCUGUCUCUCACGCCCUCAUCCCCUCUCGUGUGCCUGGAAUACAACCCCAAGGACAACAACAUCCUGGUGGGAGGAUGCUACAACGGGCAGAUAACUUACUGGGACAUCAGGAAAGGAGAGCUGCCCGUGGAGGUGUCCACCGUGGAGGUCAGCCACAGGGACCCCGUGUAUGGAGCCAUCUGGUUGCAGUCCAAAACAGGCACUGACUGCUUCUCAGCCUCCACUGACGGGCAGGUGCUGUGGUGGGACAUCCGCAAGCUGUCAGAGCCCACCGAGAAGAUGAUCCUGGAUAUCAGUGGGAAUGAGGUCCUGAAGAAUGCUCUGGGUGCUGCCACCCUGGAGUUUGAGCCCACCCUGCCCACCAAGUUCAUGGUGGGCACAGAGCAGGGCAUCGUCAUCGCCUGCAACCGGAAGGCCAAGACACCCCAGGAAAAAAUCACUGGCACCUACACGGGCCACAUUGGACCCAUCUACACCUUGACCAGGAACCCUUUCUACCCCAAAAUCUUCCUGACUGUUGGCGGCUGGGCUGCUCGGAUCUGGUCAGAGGAGAUUAAGGAAUCCCCAAUUAUGUGCACCAACAGGAACCACCUCUCCUACCUGAUGGAUGGAUGCUGGAGCACCAUGAAGCCAGCUGUCUUCUUCACUGCCAAGUCAGACGGGACUCUGGAUGUCUGGGACUUCCUCUUCAAGCAGAAGGAGCCAACCCUAAGUGUGAAGGUCUGCAACGAGUCCCUCUACAGCCUGUGCCUGCAGGACACGGGCAGUGUCAUAGCCUGUGGCUCUGAGCUGGGCACCAUCACCCUGCUCCAGAUCUCCUCGGGGCUCUGCACCCUCCAGAGGAACGAGAAGAACUCUGCCAACGCCAUGUUUGAGAGGGAAACCAGGCGGGAGAAGGUCCUGGAGGCCCGGUACCGAGAGAGGAGGCUGAAGGAGCGAGCCCAGUCUGUGGUCCUGGAUCUGGAUGAGGAGGAGAGGCAGAAGGAGGAGACCCCCCAGGAGCUGUUUGCCCGGACCCGCAGUGAGUACCUGGAGACCAUCCAGGCAGAGAUGAAGAAGAUGGGGAUAGAGACACAGCUCCCCCAGGACAAGGUACAGGGCAGGGGACAUGGGGACAUGGGGACACAGGGCAGGGAACUGCUGCCACAGGCAGGGGACAGGGGGGCAGCUCUGAAGGAUGAAGAGAAGAAAAAGGAGGAGGAUGAAGAGAAGAAGAAGGAGGAGGAUGAAGAGGAAAAGGAGGAGAAGGAUGAAGAGAAGCAGAAGGAUGAAGAGGAAAAGAAGGAGGAGGAUGAAGAGGAAAAGAAGGAGGAGGAUGAAGAGGAGAAGAAGGAGGAUGAAGAGGAGAAGAAGGAGGAUGAAGAGAAGGGGGAGAGGGUGGAAGAGGACACUCUGGAGGAGUCAUAG
Molecule: messenger RNA, 2037 nt
Organism: Calypte anna (Anna's hummingbird)
Lineage: Eukaryota; Metazoa; Chordata; Aves; Apodiformes; Trochilidae
Gene: DNAI2
Product: dynein axonemal intermediate chain 2
Exons: 13
Coding region: 1-2037 (678 amino acids)
Biological process (GO): outer dynein arm assembly; cilium movement
Cellular component (GO): outer dynein arm
Molecular function (GO): dynein light chain binding; dynein heavy chain binding
Source: RefSeq, a predicted model, not a curated record